Messenger RNA from Echinops telfairi (small Madagascar hedgehog), 2685 nucleotides. RefSeq names its product G protein-coupled receptor 149 (gene GPR149). Gene Ontology annotation, biological process: neuropeptide signaling pathway. Gene Ontology annotation, cellular component: neuron projection. Gene Ontology annotation, molecular function: G protein-coupled receptor activity; neuropeptide binding. The transcript is spliced from 4 exons. Bases 136 to 2307 code for a protein of 723 amino acids. Lineage: Eukaryota; Metazoa; Chordata; Mammalia; Afrosoricida; Tenrecidae. The record is from RefSeq and is a predicted model, not a curated record.
UGCAGGAGUAAAACUCAAACUGGAGGCAAACUUGGAAGGAGAAAAUGAAAUCUGCUUUACAGCGAACAGGUAUGCUUUGUUUUGAGAAAAUUCACAGACUCCUUGAAAGGGGGAAUUAAACACUCCCCACGGACCAUGUCUGUGCUUCUCAGCAACUUGUCGACCAAUGACUCUAGCCUAUGGAAGGAAAACUAUAAUUCUACGGACUUUUUAAAUCCUCCGGGGCCUCUGAAUCUCUUCCUUUUCUGCCUGACCUGCUUCAUGACUCUGGCCGCGCUGGCGGGCAGCAUCUACUCGCUCGUUUCCCUCCUGAAAAUGCAGCACCGAACCGUCGUGUCCAUGCUGGUGGCGUCCUGGUGUGGGGACGAUCUCUUGAGCGUGCUGUCGGUGACCAUCUUCAUGUUCUUGCGGUGGCCGGACGAGAUCCCGGGCUACGUCCAGUCUCUGUGCACCGCCUCGGCCUUGCUGUACACAUGCCAGGGCCUCUCGAGCAACUUGAAGGCGACGCUCCUGGUCUCCUAUAACUUUUACAGCGUGUACAGGGCGGUGGGGAGCCAGGCGGGCUCCCGGCGGCCGGGCCCGGUGCUGGCGGUGGCUCUGGCCGUGUGGGCAGCCAGCCUGCUGCUCUCGGCGCUGCCCCUGGGCGGCUGGGGCGCCUUCGUGCGCACGCCCUGGGGCUGCGGGGCCGACUGCUCCAGCUCCUACGUGCUGCUGCUCUUCGCCGUGUACGCGGCCGCCUUCGGGCUCCUCGCGGGCCUCGCCGGGCCGCUCGCUCACCAGUUGCUGUGCUCCGACGAGCCGCCCCGGCUCCACGCCAACUACCAGGAAAUUUCCCGCGGAGCGUCCACGCCCGGGAGCCCGUCGGCCGCGGGGCGAGUGCUGCCGCUCUGCCCGGAGGAUGCCCUGCGCCCGGCGGACGUGCGGGGCUCGCGGGGGCCGGACCUGGGCUCUGCUCCCGCCGCGGGCGCCGGGGCGCGCGGGCCGCUGCACGGCUGCAGGAGUUCGACCGUGAGCGUGGCGCAGAGGCGCUUUGCCUUGAUCCUCGCGCUGACCAAAGGCAUCCUCUGGCUGCCCAUGAUGAUCCACAUGGUGGUCCAGCACGUGGUGGGGUUUCAGAGCCUUCCCUUCGAGACACUCAGCUUUCUACUAACCCUGCUGGCCACCACAGUAACCCCAGUGUUUGUCUUGUCCAAACGCUGGACCCACCUGCCCUGUGGCUGCAUCAUCAACUGCAGGCAAGACUCAUCAUUCGCAGGUGCAUCCGACGAGAAGAAAAGUAAGUCCUCUGCCUUUGAAUUCAAUCUAUCAUUCCAACGAAGUUAUGGAAUUUAUAAGAUAUCACGUGAAGAUUACUAUGAGGAUGAUGAAAAUUUUAUACCCUGUCACAGCCGGAUGAACUAUGAUUUUGAAAUGACAAAGGACUCUCAGAGAGACACCGGCAAUUUCUUCAAUGCCAUCAAAGUGGAAAUCAGCACCACGCCUUCUCCGGACAGCUCCACCCUGAGAGGCAUCAACAAAUGCACGAAUACUGAUGUCAUGGAUCCUAGUCCUGAUUCUGGCAAAGACAAAGACAUUGACCCACUGUUUUCUGAGAAAUCAGGAGGUGAUAUUAACUGUGAAGAAGCUGCCUUUUUGGAAGGGGCAGAAAGAAGACUUUCUCACGAGGAGAAUCAGAAACCGGACCUUUCAGACUGGGAGUGGUGCCGGAGUAAGUCAGAAAGAGCUCCUCGUCAGCGUUCCGGUGCCCUCGACAUCCCUCUGUGUGCGUUCCAGGGGACUGUGUCCCUUCAUGCUCCGACCGGGAAAACCCUGUCCCUUUCUACCUACGAGGUCAGUGCAGAAGGGCAAACCAUCACUCCCGCGGCUAAGAAAAUAGAAGUCUAUCGAUCCAAAAGUGUGGGCCACGAGCCAAACUCUGAGGAUUCGCCUUCAAGUUUUGCAGACACAAACGUGAAGAUACACUUGGAGGUGCUUGAGAUCUGUGACAAUGAGGAGGCCUUGGACACUGUGUCCAUCAUCAGCAACAUCAGCCAGUCCUCCACACAGGUCAGGUCUCCGUCCCUGCGGUACUCACGCAAAGAAAACCGAUUUGUUUCCUGUGACUUGGGGGAAACGGCCUCCUACUCCCUGUUUUUGCCUACAAGUCACCCGGACCGUGACAUGAACAUCUCGAUCCCAGACACUGUUGAAGCGCACAGGCGGAACAGCCAAAGGCAGCAGCAGCAGGAGAGAGACGGCUACCAGGAGGAGAUCCAGCUGUUAAAUAAAGCUUACCGGAAAAGAGAGGAGGAGGGCGAGGACCAUUAGGGACCAUUUGGUCUCCUAAACUCACACCUUGGUUCUGUUUGUACUCCGAUUGGCUACUGGAGUUCUCUUUUUACUUGGUUUGCAUAGGGAAGCCCCGGCAGUGGGUUAGACGCUGGACUCUAAUAGAAAGGUCAGCCGUUCAAACCCACCAGCCAUUCUAUGGGAGAGAGAUGGGGCCGGCCGCUUCCAUAAAAAAUGGACAGCUUUAAAAACCCGGUAGGGCAGUUCUACUCUGUCCUAAAGAGCUGAGAGGAAAUGGAAUCAGCACCAUGACAGCGGUUUUGUUUGGGCUUGGUUUUCAUAAGCUUCCCAGAUUUACUGGUUUAUUUCUUUUCGUGCCAACAGCUGGAACUAGUGCAAACACUUAAGUGCAUUUGA